This is a messenger RNA of Scophthalmus maximus (turbot), 3780 nucleotides long. Its product is annotated as cadherin-4-like. The coding region runs from base 291 to 3119 and encodes 942 amino acids. Gene Ontology annotation, molecular function: calcium ion binding; cadherin binding. The transcript is spliced from 17 exons. NCBI's taxonomy places the organism in Eukaryota, Metazoa, Chordata, Actinopteri, Pleuronectiformes, Scophthalmidae. Gene Ontology annotation, biological process: adherens junction organization; cell-cell junction assembly; multicellular organism development. The record is from RefSeq and is a predicted model, not a curated record. Gene Ontology annotation, cellular component: plasma membrane; catenin complex; adherens junction.
UGGUUGGUUGGUCGCAGUGACGCUGGCUGCGCCUUGGAGCUGAGCGGAGCGGAGCGCAGCGCUCACCUGCAGAGGAGGAGAGAACCGGGGGGAAACUCGGGGGGCAGAGCCGCAGCGCACUCACGGAGCAAACCGGGGGACGUGUACACGAACAGAAGAGGGGAAUUAAAAAAGCAGCAGCAGAAGAAGAAGCAGAAGAAGAAGAGGCACGGGGAGCAGACUGUUCCGACCGGACCGACCCCUCCUCGUCCAGGCAGCCGCCACUGACGCGCUCACCACCCGCCGCCACCAUGAGAGCCGAGUGCGCUCUGGUCCUGACAGCGGCGCUGCUGCUGGACGCGUUCUGGGGGAGUAAUGGGGAGCGUGCCUCCUCCUCCUCCUCCUCCUCGGCUCCCUGCCGACCGGGCUUCUCUCAGAGCUUCUACUCCGUGCUGGUUUCAAGGGAUGUACUGCUGCAGGGCCGGGACAUCCUCAAAGAUUCCACGGUGUCGUCUCCGCAAGUGAAGUUCGACGACUGCGCGGGGAACGAGGCGGUGGUCUUCCGGAGCAGCGACCCCGUCUUCGGCGUGCGGGCGGACGGCUCCGUCUUCGCCCGGGCAGAGGGAGCCGCCGGCCUGGACGAGCCGGUCCAGUUCAAAGUGACGGCGAGCGGUCCGCGCACACGGACGGCCUGGGAGACCGAGGUCCAGCUGGCUCUGAUCGAUCCCCCGUCGCCGCGGCGACACCAGAACGAGGUCACACAGGAAGACGGGAAGGUGGCGGCGAGAGAGGAGAGGAAGGACGCGUCCCCGCCGCCGCCUCACGUCAUCACGUUCUCCGGGUCCGGCCGGAACGGCUCCAAGGGCCUGAGGAGGCAGAAGAGGGACUGGGUGAUCCCACCGAUCAACGUGGCGGAGAACUCCCGCGGACCGUUCCCUCAGAUGCUCGUCAGCAUCCGCUCGGACCAGGACCUGGACAUCUCCAUCCGGUACAGCAUCACCGGCGUGGGAGCGGAUCAACCGCCCAACGAGGUGUUCAACAUCGACCCCGUGGUCGGAAAGAUGUUCGUCACCAAACCUCUGGACCGGGAACAUCGCUCUUCUUACCACCUGCGCGCCCACGCCGUGGACAUGAACGGGAACCAGGUGGAGAACCCCAUCGACCUGUACAUCUUCGUCAUCGACAUGAACGACAACAGGCCCGAGUUCAAAAACCAGGUGUACAACGGCUCGGUGGACGAAGGCUCCAAACCAGGAACGUACGUGAUGCACCUGUCGGCGUUCGACGCGGACGACAACACCACCGCCAACGGCAUGGUGCGCUACCGCAUCCUGUCGCAGACGCCGCACAGCCCCAUCCCCAACAUGUUCACCAUCAACAGUGAGACCGGAGACAUCGUGACCGUGGCGCCCGGUCUGGACCGAGAGAAAGUGUCCCAGUACACCAUCAUCGUGCAGGCCACGGACAUGGAGGGCAACCUGAACUUCGGCCUGUCCAACACGGCCACGGCCAUCAUCACCGUCACGGACAUCAACGACAACCCGCCGAUGCUGACCUCCAGGACUUUUUCCGGCGAGGUCCCGGAGAACCGGGUGGACGUGGUGGUGGCCAAUCUGACGGUGAUCGACGCCGACCACCCGCACUCGCCCAACUGGAACGCCGUCUACAGGAUCAUCAGCGGGGACCCGUCGGGACACUUCGCCGUCCGCACUGACCCGGUCACCAACGACGGCAUGGUCACCGUGGUGAAGCCGGUGGACUUUGAGAUGAACCGGGCCUUCAUGCUGACCGUGGGGGUGUCCAACCAGGCCCACCUGGCCACCGGCAUCCAGUCGUCGCUCCAGUCCACGGCCGGCGUCACCAUCUCGGUGCAGGACGUCAACGAGCCGCCCUAUUUCCCCACGAACCCCAAGCACAUCCGCUUCGAGGAGGGCGUCCCCGCCGGCACCAGCCUGACCACCUUCUCCGCCUCGGACCCCGACCGACUGCAGAUGCAGCAGAUCAUCAGGUAUUCCAAGCUGAAUGACCCGGCCGACUGGCUGUCCAUCAACAGAACCAACGGGCAGAUCGUUACCACGGCGAUGCUGGACCGGGAGUCCGUCUACGUGAAAAACAACAUCUACGAAGCCACAUUCUUAGCGACAGACAACGGCUCGCCCGCGGCCAGUGGCACGGGCACGCUGCAGAUCUACCUGAUAGACAUCAACGACAACCCGCCGGCGCUCGUGCCCAAGGAGUCCCAGAUCUGCGAGAGGGUCAACCGCAACGUCAACGGCGUCAACAUCACCGCGGCCGACGCCGACACCGACCCCAACGCCGGGCCGUUCAUCUUCGAGCUCGCCAGCUUCCCCGGCAGCAUCCGGCGCAACUGGACCAUCUCUCGGAUCAGCGGCGACUUCGCCCGUCUGGGCCUGCGCUACCAGAUCUACCUGGAGCCCGGGGUGUACGAGGUGCCCGUGGUCGUGUCGGACUCGGGGAACCCCCCUCUGUCCAACAGGUCGGUCAUCAAGGUCAAGGUGUGUCCCUGCGACGAGAACGGCGACUGCACCACCCUGGGGGCCGUGGCGGCCGCCGGCCUGGGGACCGGCGCCAUCAUCUCCAUCCUCAUCUGCAUCAUCAUACUGCUCAGCAUGGUGCUGCUGUUCGUGAUGUGGAUCAAGCGGCGGGAGAAGGAGCGUCAGACCAAGCAGCUGCUGAUCGACCCCGAAGACGACGUCCGGGACAACAUCCUCAAAUACGACGAGGAGGGAGGAGGAGAGGAGGACCAGGACUACGACCUGAGCCAGCUGCAGCAGCCCGACUCCCUGGAGCACAUCAUCAGCAAGCCGCCGGGCGUCCGCAGGGUGGACGAGCGCCCCGUCAUCCCCGAGUCCCAGUAUCCGAUCAGACCCGUCGUACCACAUCCUGGAGACAUCGGAGACUUCAUCCACGAGGGUCUGCGGGCGGCGGACAACGACCCCACCGCGCCGCCCUACGACUCCCUGCUGGUGUUCGACUACGAGGGCAGCGGCUCCACCGCCGGCUCCGUCAGCUCGCUCAACUCCUCCAGCUCGGGGGACCAGGACUAUGACUACCUCAACGACUGGGGCCCGCGCUUCAAGAAGCUGGCCGACAUGUACGGCGGAGGGGACGAAGAUUAAAGAGUCCGCCCGCACGCACGGGCGCUCGGGCACACACACACACACACACGCGCACGCACGCACGCACGCACGCACACACACCCCCGUCCCGUCAGCUGGCCUGCCAUGCUCCGUCCCACCACCAGGCGGGGCCGCUGCAGCCCCUUAACAAUGACUUGUUCCCCCCGACCCACUGACCGACCAGCCAACCAAUCGGAUCGGCCCCCACAGAGGACCCGGUCCCGUCAGUCUCGGCUGCUUCUCAUCAGUUUGCAUUUGUAUUUUCCUUUUUCAAACCCUUGUGCUUUUUGUUUCGCUUAAGGUUUCCUGCCAGAUUUAGCUUUUGUUCUGUUUUGUAACUUUUGUCUCGUUCUUUUUCCCUUUUUAGUUCUUUUGCAGCUUCUUCUGUCCUCGCUCCCUUUUCUUUUGAUUCAAGUCGACUCCCUAAGGGGUUUUUUUCUCUUCUCCUCUGCUGUCAGCCGCCCGCCCGCCCGCCCGCCUCUCUGCAGAAGCUUUAGGUUGAGCUUCUAGCUUUUGUCUGAGAGGAACAAAGGGAGGAGGGGGGGGAUGAGGAACACAGAUAUGACACGGGCCCUGGUUUAUUCUUUCUUGAACUUGAAUUACUUAGAACAGAAGCACUGUUAAAAAAAAAAAAAAAGUGCCUUCAGUGGUGCGUAUUUUA